AUGUUGCUCCUACUAUGUUGUCUAGGUCUCUCAAGCUUCCCGCUGGCCGCCGCAGCGGGGGGCUGGGACGACUUUUCAAACAACCUCGCAACCGAUCUCGCGCCGUUUCUCUCGCUCUUCGGAGAGCAGGUGACCAAGCAGUAUCUGAGCGAAAGCACGACCUUUCUCGAUUACUUCAUUUUUGCCAUGGCCCCGAUGGGCAUCCUCACAGCGGUCGUGUCGGCCAUCCGCGUCUGUGGGAGCCCGUCUCUUCGCGCAUUUAUCGGUCGCGCACAAGAGGGGGCAGGAAUUGCCGAGGCAGAGCUGUGUUCCUCAACAAGCCGUGAUGUGUGCGAGCUGUACAAUAAUGGUGGGAUUGCGCGCGUCUUCGGGCGUCCUAAGAUCCUGGAAGUGGUAUAUGAUCCCGACAAUCGAGACUUCUCCGAUGGCACCGCAGGGAUAUACACUUUUCAACAGUAUGUAGCGGAAAAGGGCAAAGGAAAUUGGCUCCGGACAAGGCCCACGAAGUCUGAACCGUCAAAUCCUUACGCAGAAGCUCCCCCCCUUAUCAAACCGCCUCCAGACCCUUUCGCCCCGAACCUGUCCCUCAAUCUCGGCAUUCGGAAACAGCACCCGGUCAUCUUUCGCUUUGUUGCCCUAGUUGGGCUCACUUUGCAGUGUGGUGUACUUACUUUCGCAGGUGUCGUGACGUAUUAUCUCAAGUGGGAAAAGGAUGGCAGGGGCCCCGAACAAUACGCUUGCCCACUUGUGCUUGUGGGGUCGGUCUUGGUCUGCGGAGGGAUGUUCCUCUGUGCUUUCCUAGUCGGGCAGAGCACGCAAGAGGAGGUUUGGGAACGAAGGGGAAAAGAUAGGGCAUCGAUGCAUUGGGUCCAACCUGGAGGCCAGGUCAUUGGUGACCAGACAUUUGACGCCUUUGCUUAUGCGGAUAGCGAUGAUCCACAGACUGUCCUCAAGGAGUAUACCGUCUCUUGGAAAAGGGCUGACCUUGACCACACGGGAACUGUAGUAUGGACGGCUGUUGCCUUAACCGUCGCGGGGUUCGUUCUGCAGUUCACCGGCCUUCGAGCCAUCCAUUCAGCUGUUGCUAUUGCCCAGCUCAGCGCUACAAUGGUCAUGUCGCUGGCACGCGCAGCACUUCGUAUGCAACGGUUGAAGCCGGAGGCUAACAGACUUCGCCGCUUUCCGGACCAAGUCAUUGGCCAUGAGUUGGAUUGGCUUGCAUUGCGCAUCGCCUGGCCUGACAUUCUGGCGGACUUGGGUAUCCCUCGGCUGGUUCUGGAGACUCGCCGUGGUUCGUGGACCUUUUGCGGUAGCCUCAAGCCAGGCUCUGGUCUCUCGGCAAAGAUUUUACCAGGGCCUACAUCCACGCCUAAUAGCCCAAAUACUGCAGUCAAAGUGUUGGCGUUUCGUACGCGCUUGGCAGAGCUGACGAUGUCGCCCCUCUCUCAGUCAAAAGUCUUGACGUCUGCAAGGCACUUUAACGUCGAGAUGGUCGAAGUCCGCCGUGUAGCACGACAACUUGCAUCCGCAAUGGACAUGGCUGUAAGCACUAUUUUUACCAAUAGCCUUACAUUUCAGAGAGACUGGGGUGACACGGAGACUAUUUUGUGGCCGAUGGUGUGCGAGAUAUCGCACCAGCCCCAUCACAGCUCUUUCCGCGGGAAGCGCCAUAGCGUGAUGCUACACUUCGAUAAGGUUGCGCCCGGUACGAGUCGAUCAAAUGUUCUUUGGUCUCUUCGCAACAAGGCACAGCUUGAAGGGAUCCUUGGGCUCUGGCUGUGGUCAAUGAGACUGGUAGCUGGAGAGAACCAAAUGAGUAGGCGGCCGGCUGAAUCCACGUGCAACGAUAAUCGUGUCCGAAGAAUUAUCUCUACCGCCGCAAAUGCUGCGGAAACGGAAAUUAAGCUCUGGGCUCCUGGCCAACUCUUGUACGUGUCCUUUGACGAGGUUCACCUACUGUCAGUCGAGUACGGGCAUCCCGGUACCCAGUGGCUUGCGCCUGGCGGUGGAAGAUAUGGAUACCACAUAUUGGGUUUCGCUCCACAUUCACAUGGAGAGUCUCAAGUGUUCCAAAUAUUCGGCUGGUACGCAUCGGGUAUUACUUACUCCACGCCACCUGGGAUAUUGCCAAUAUGGUCUAUUCCAACAGAAAGUCCACUGGCGGUACUUUGUGCGCAAGAGAUCUUUGGGUCAUUUAUCAAGGAGGCCUUUCGCCUGAUAGACGAUAUUGGUUCGUUUAAGAUAGGAGACGAAGGCCUAAACUUUCGCCUGGAAAACCAGUGGGUCACCGAGCUUGCCAAGAUAUUCUCGGACAAUCAACUGGGUUCAGAUCAGGAAGCUCUGUUAUGCGUCCUACCAGCUGUGGUAUCCCGUUCUGGACUGUCGUCCUCGAAAUGCGCAUUGAAGGCAGCCAAACAAUUUGCCAUCACACAUCGGCGCGAGAAGAAAUGGAGGGAGGCAGAACGGGUUCUGAGAUGGAUAUAUGCGAUGAUGAUCGAAGAGGGUGUGCAAAAGUUCAGCUGUGCUGGUUGGGAUGAGCUUGAUAUCGACCAGAUUGUCCUCGCCCUUGCAGAGCUGUACCGGAAUGCUGUGCUCGAAGACGAAUCAAGGAGCUUCGGGAUGGACGGUAUUGAAUGGCUGUCGCAGCAAACCUCCAUCCCUACUGCCUAUUCACAAAAGAUGAUACGUCGGUACAAGGGAGUGAUGGAGGAAUCAUCCAAACGGAGCAGGGGUAGGGACGAGUUCGGGACGUCAUACUUGGUGGGUCAACAUGCAACUCUGCGCAGCUUUACUCGCAUAGGUAUUAAACCAGCCGAUGUACCAACGGGACGCAGCGAGCUAGAGACUGCUGCUAAAGAAGGCUGGCCUGACGUUUUAUGCGCUCUUUUAGGCCACGGUGCUGAUCCGAAUGGCAAAUAUUUGGCAGCUCCAUACUACCCGCUGUGUUUUGCCGUACAGAAGGGAAGUGCCCUGGCUGUGAAGGAGCUUUUGGACUGGGGAGCAGACCCCGAGAAGGGUGAUAUUAAUGGCCUCACUCCUCUCCUAUUCGCAGCAAAUGCUGGAGAUGCCUCGGUGGUUACAGCACUGCUGACAGAUACUCGUACCUCGGUGGAAACAAAAGACACCGCUUUGGCUUUGGCGGCAGGCCGUGGUCAUGGUGCUGUCGUGAAAGUCUUGCUUGGACACAGGGCCGAUCCGAAUUUACCUGGCAAAACGGGCCAAACUGCACUACACGAAGCCGCAGACGGUUGCCAUGUUGCAGUAGUUCGAAUCCUAGUGGAAGGUGGAGCCAGCGUCGACGCCCAAAACCUUGAUGGGAGAACAGCACUCUGGCUGGCAAGCAAGAAGGGCUGUGAAGAGGCUGUCAAGAUCCUGCUAGAACACGGUGCCAAUCUCAAGCUGGCAGGAGAUGAUGGGCUUACAGCACUGCAUUGCGCGGCAACCAAUGGAAAUACCUCGCUGGUCAAGAUGCUUCUCAAUAACAGAGCAGAUAUUAAUGCGAAGACUCGCGAAGGCCUAACGCCGCUGCAACUAGCUGAAAACGCCGGGGAAACGAGCGUGGCUGAGAUCCUCCGAACCCAUUCUGGCAGCCAGUACGCGCCUCCAAAGGCUAAGCAGGAAUGA
Aspergillus calidoustus is the source of this 3624-nucleotide messenger RNA. The record is from the annotation of a GenBank genome assembly. Lineage: Eukaryota; Fungi; Ascomycota; Eurotiomycetes; Eurotiales; Aspergillaceae.